This is a messenger RNA of Cyclocybe aegerita, 1626 nucleotides long. Lineage: Eukaryota; Fungi; Basidiomycota; Agaricomycetes; Agaricales; Hemipholiotaceae. The record is from the annotation of a GenBank genome assembly.
AUGAUCAAGACUUCUGGUAUCCGGAUGAGCCUGAGGCAUGUCGACUCCAUUCGCGUCAUGAGGCAGGUCCGGAAGAACAAAGAGGCUUUGGAUGCAGCUCGCGUGGCAACCGUCCUGCUCAACAACUGGCGACAGCUUUCUUUCAAAAAAGUCUCCUUCCACGUCGUCCUAGGGUCAGGCAUUAGAAAGAUCUGGCUAGAAAACGGGAAGGUUCCACUUCGCCAGUGUCUAAUAAAAAGCCACCCUGCUUCAACUCCACCCACCCUUUUCUUCGCCGCAAUGUGCCUCAACAACGUUCCCGCUGAAACUCUGUACGAUAUCGUUGCGAUCGUCGUCGCCGACUACAUCGACUGUGCCGUGGCUUCGCCUCCGAGACCUACCUGGCUUCGGCCCUUCAAAGAGUCGGUGAUCAACUACGUUCGACGCCAUAUACUCGCCUGGCGCGAAGAACGCGGCCUUGGACCUAUUGUCAUCCCCGUUGGAUCUGACAAGACAGAAUGGUCCGGUAUUACCGAAGACAUGUUCGGGCGCAUUCUUGAACUUAUUGGCGACUACUACGAAGGCGAGCCUGAGAUGCCGCUGGAUGAGGCUCCUCUGCUUCCACUCGAUCUUCUCAAUUUCCUCUGUGAGGCCAACGGUGAUGCAGAUGCCGUUGCCAGAAGCCAGAGAAUGCGACAAGACGCUGUAACUGACUCUGGACACUCUGUUGAAGGCUCUGAUUCUGACGCGGACAGCGGCAGCUCCGUUCAUUCGACUGACGACGAUUCCAGCGACGAAGCCGACCCAAAUGACAGCUCUGAAGAUGGGGAGCUCAUGGACGACGACUCCUCCGAUGAUGACUUAGACCACGACGAAUAUCAAAAAGCACUCGAAAGUUGGGAAGAAAUUGAGAAGACCGAACCUCUGCCCAAAAACUUGGUCUCUCCUCUCUUAACCGCAAACAAAUACUUUCGUCAGACUACUCUGAAAGUUCUCGAAGACGCACUGCACCUGACUGUCAUCGAACCUAUUAACUCCGAGUCCAGUAUACUGAAAUCUCUCGUUCAUACAUUGCGCAAGCUCCGUCGAAGCUACCGUCUGGCCCAUACCCGGCCUUUCCGAUGCGGAAACCUUGUCGUUGCAUACGAUGGUCCGGUUACGCCUUUCAUAGAUGCGUACCUCAGCCUGGCUCAGUCCACCUAUACGCUACGAUCAAUGGCAAGGUUUCAGAAAGCUCUGUCUAAACAAGACCCUGAUCGACGGGCAACAAAUCGACAACUGGUCAUGGAGACGUUGAGGGGGACAGAAUUUAUUUACCUGACCGUUCCUCAGACAGCACUGCGUUGUCGGAUAGCUGAAAGAGCGUUCGUGGUGGGACGAAGGGUUGCAGCAUGGUCGAACCUGGGCAAGCAUCAAUCGAAGCUUAGAAAUGCAUGCCGCAAAUUCGAACAAACAGCUUCUUCAUGCGCUGCAAGGAGCCCAGUCUACGCUGAGAAUCGUGACGACCUUUCAGGUGCUCUCGACGAUUUGGCAUUUUUUACGGAGAACUACCAAGGAACCGAACCCUUUAAUGUUCUUCCAGCGGCCUUGAUCAAGAGUCUUGCCGUCUCUCUCACACGGAAUGAUGUCAGGCAACUUUCAUCCUAG